CACACUCCUUCAAUUUGCGCCAAUUGAAUGGAUCGCCCCAGAGCCAAGAAACGUCCACAGUCGGCAACUCCCUGGUCGGCAGUUUCAAAACAAGCCACCUUGACCGCGAAUCGUGAACCUGCCGACAACCACGCCCGACGCCCCAAAUGGCCGACAUCUUCGCGCGCAUUCAAAGCGCCACAGACCACGAGGUGCGCACCGUCCUCGCUGGCCUGUGCGCAGACCGCCGCGUGAGGGAGAGCGCAGGUGAGCUGUUCGACCGGCUCGAGCGCGCGUCGAAGCACUACGCCGCGGACGCGUUAUACAUCUGCAUCAACUGCCGCCAGGCGUACGUAGAAGCCCUCAACGCCGCCGGUGGCUGCCGCUACCAUCCCGGCCAUCUGGUGCUGGACCCCGACUCCGACGCCUGGGUGGAUUGCUACGGCGACGAGAUCCGCGACGACGAGGACAUGCGCCGUGACAAUCCCGACGGGUUCGAGUGGAGCUGCUGCGGGAAGAGCGGCUCCGAGCCCGGCUGCACACGCGCCUCGCACAAGCAGGGCGGCGCCAAGAGGGCAAGGACGGGCGGUGCCCACCCGCAGCCAGUCCCCCGGGGGCAGAGCGACGGCGGAAGUGCUAAGAGGGCGAGGGUGGAGUAAUUAUUGACGAGCUGGGUUGAUGAGCGGUGUUGAUGUGAUGCGGUGGCACGCAAUAUUAGUAUGCAGGAAGAUUGAUGGUAUGAGUGAUGAUGGAUUGAAAGUGGGGAGGCUCCCUCCACUGCCAAGAUAUUCUUAGCAGUGUAUAGGGCGCAUAGGCUAUGCAGGGCUAACCCUGUAUAGCGUAACCCUAACCCAGAGCCUUUCCUAGAUGGGGUCAUCAUCUAUUUAUAUAUAUGAUACGGUUCCGGUAUCAAGUGCUAGGCCGUAAGAAAAACAUAGCAGUGCCCUCACUGCGUUGAUCCUCGAAUUGAUCCUCCUUCCCAAUUUG
Molecule: messenger RNA, 966 nt
Organism: Thermothielavioides terrestris NRRL 8126
Lineage: Eukaryota; Fungi; Ascomycota; Sordariomycetes; Sordariales; Chaetomiaceae
Exons: 3
Coding region: 147-638 (163 amino acids)
Source: RefSeq, a predicted model, not a curated record